Messenger RNA from Morus notabilis, 655 nucleotides. RefSeq names its product 50S ribosomal protein L7/L12. The record is from RefSeq and is a predicted model, not a curated record. The transcript has a single exon. Gene Ontology annotation, cellular component: ribosome. Lineage: Eukaryota; Viridiplantae; Streptophyta; Magnoliopsida; Rosales; Moraceae. Gene Ontology annotation, molecular function: structural constituent of ribosome. The coding region runs from base 125 to 646 and encodes 173 amino acids. Gene Ontology annotation, biological process: translation.
UUCUUCACUGAGUGAGAGAGAGAGAGAGAGAGAUUACCAAAUGAAAACCCCCAAAAAGGAAGAACAAACUAUUUGAAGAAACAGAGAAAAAACCCCAAAAUCCAAAUCUCCUAAAUCCCCAACAAUGUCUUCCAUAGCCACCAAAAUCCCCACCACCACCAGGUUUCUCCCCAUGCUCUUCGCCACCAACCUACUCUCACGCGCCUCCCUAUCCACCGCCACGGCCGCCGGCACCGAGAGCCGCUCGCAGAAGCUCGAGCGAAUCGCCGACGAGCUCCUCGACCUCACCAAGCUCGAGAGGCACGACUACGCCGUCCUCUUCCGCCUCAAGAUGGGCCUCGACCGCUACGGCCCGGCCGUCUCCACGGCGCCCGGCCCGGCGUCGGGCGGAUCUGGAGAGGCCGGCGCCGGCGAGGCGAAGGCGGCGGAGAAGACGGCGUUCGACAUAAAGCUGGAGAAGUUCGACGCGGCAGCGAAGAUCAAGAUCAUUAAGGAGGUUCGGUCGUUCACCGAUUUGGGGCUGAAGGAGGCCAAGGAUUUGGUGGAGAAAGUCCCCGUCGUGCUGAAGAAAGGCGUCACCAAGGAAGAAGCCGGUCCGAUUAUCGAGAAGCUCAAGGAAUUGGGUGCUACUGUGGUAUUGGAAUAAUAACUCAAG